GUUUAAUCUAUAUCCCGUACGGUGUAGUAUACGGUACGGUAACAAGGCAGACAGGGAGGACAGGGAGAUAGGCAGAUGAGAAGCUACUUGCGUGAGCUGAUGACUAGAUAUAACGCGACCCUCCCGUCAUAAUUAACAUUUAGUCUCUUCUUAAUUCCACAUGACAAACAUUCUUAUCCUCCAUCUUCUCAUCUCAUAUACCCAUUUCGAAGCAUUUUGAAGUUUUUUGAUACUCCUUUGAAGAGUCUAUACCCCUUAACUACAUUCAAGAUGCCUAUGUUCGAAGAUUACGACCUCGUCCAAGCUUCUGAGAAGCAGGACAAGCAGGACAAGCAGGUGAGGAAGACCGCUUCCAUGGCCAACACCAACGGCAAUGGCAACGGAGCAGACCACGCGGUAGAACAUCACCUGGGCCACGAUUCUCUAGCAAUUCCCGGCGAGCAUGAUGACGGGCCGAUCGAGGUUCCUGCUUCAAGAUCAUCCAUCUCCGAGGCUGCCAAAUACAUGCACAACUUGAGCGCCACACCUUCCAUGAAGGAGAGAAGAGGCUCGCGUAACUCCUUCGGCUCUACUCUCCCCAUCCCCAGAUCGAAGAGACAGUCCCGCCUGUCCUCGGUCCACUACCCCGAUGGUGAUGAGGCUCUUACCCGUCCAACCCGCCCGGGCAUGCCGCCUGUGCAGCCUUCGCGUGCCAUCUUAGCUUCGCAAGUACAGAGCGUCGAAGUUGAAAAGGUGAAGAAGGCCAAGAACAUGGCAUUCGCUUUCGACAUCGACGGUGUCCUUGUCCACGGCGACCGUCUCAUCCCCGAAGGUCGCCGUGCGCUCGAAAUCUUAAACGGCGACAAUGAGCUCGGCAUCAGAAUUCCCCACAUCUUCCUGACGAACGGAUCGGGCAAGCCCGAACAGGCUCGCUGCGAGCAACUUGCCAAGAUCCUACAAAACCCUGUCAACACAGAGCAAUUCAUUCAAUCACAUACCCCUAUGAGCGCUCUUGCAGAGUACUACCACACUGUCCUAGUUGUGGGUGGCGAGGGCUACAAGUGCCGCGAAGUUGCCGAGAAAUAUGGCUUCAAAGACAUCGUCGUUCCCAACGACAUCGUUGCCUCAGACCCAUCCAUCGCCCCUUACCGGGUGUUCACCGAGGAAGAGCGAGCCUCCUCCCGACCGCGGGACUUCACCAAGGUCAACAUUGAGGCUAUCAUGGUCUUCUCCGACUCCCGAGACUACGCUACGGACAUGCAAAUCAUAAUGGAUCUUCUACGCUCUGAGAACGGUCGCUUAGGCACGAUGGCCAAGGACCCCGUCUCCCAGCGCAUUCCUAUCUACUUCUCUCAAGGUGACCUCCUGUGCCCCACGGAGCACUGGACGCCCCGCAUGUCACAAGGUGCAUUCCGCAUUGGUCUUGAGGCUAUGUAUAGGGCUCUAACUGGCACCGACCUUGAGCGUGUCGUCUACGGCAAGCCCGAGACCGCUACCUACAAGUACGCCGAUGAGGUUCUUGCAUCAUGGAUGGAGCAACUCCACGGCGAGGAGAGGCUACCGGAGAACAUCUACAUGAUCGGUGAUAACCCGGCCUCUGACAUCAUCGGUGGCAACAUGUACGGUUGGAACACUUGCCUCGUCCGCACCGGUGUCUUCCAAGGCGGCGACAACGACGAGAACAACCCAGCCAACUUUGGUGUAUUCCCCAACGUACUGGAGGCGGUCCAAACUGCUCUACGGAAGCAACUAGGCGACGACUUCAAGAUGCACUUCGACGACCGGAUCAACCCGGUCCUACACGGAGAUGCAGCUGAUGCCGCCGCAAUCAUAUAAUGACGGGAUGAUGAAUAUUUUUGUUUUUGUUUUUGGGAAAGGGCGUUAAUUGGGGGGGAUGACGAAUUUUCUUGGAUAUUUAGGAUUUUAAACGGCAUCGUAUCAGCAUUGACUAACCAUCAAGCAUGACAAACUUAGAGAGAUUGGAAAGACUGACAACCUCCUGGAGAGACGUUUAGACAUUUUUUCUUUUUGGCAAAUUCAACCACCUUCUUACGGCUUGUGUGGUUAGGCAAUUGGUGCUUGUUUUUCUUGUGCCUUCGCCUUAUGUCGCCUAU
Molecule: messenger RNA, 2093 nt
Organism: Annulohypoxylon truncatum
Lineage: Eukaryota; Fungi; Ascomycota; Sordariomycetes; Xylariales; Hypoxylaceae
Product: HAD-like domain-containing protein
Exons: 1
Coding region: 271-1815 (514 amino acids)
Biological process (GO): glycerophospholipid biosynthetic process
Cellular component (GO): mitochondrion
Source: RefSeq, a predicted model, not a curated record